AUGGAUCCUAUACGUUUCGUUAAUUCUCUUGUGCUUGCUGACAGUGAACAUGUACUCCAUUCCAAGGGUAAACUACCUAGGUUAGGUAGCAAUAAAAGCGAAGGGUAUGUAGAUGCUGGUGGCUUGGUUUCCUUCACUGAAAAGCUGACUGGGCAGAACAAAGCAGAUGUUUUGAACUCCACGCUCUUGGCCCAGUUAGCAGCAAGUAAGAAACAUGACCGCCAGACUGAAAGCGACAAAUGGUACAAGGAAUACACCAACGUCUUGAUGAACGUUGGCUGGGUUGUGCAAGAUUUCACGUUUACCGAGUACAAUUCAAAGCAAGAGUCAUUUGAAAUUUCGAAAGUGGUGGUCGAGUUGCUGCUGUCAUUGGUUGGUGAUGAGGAACCGCUCCUGGUAGACGCCACAAAGAAGACACUCGAGGCUCUCAAGAAUUCCAGUUCAGACACUCUCAAGUUAUUCGGUUCCAAUAGCAGUUCCGGAAAGUCUGGUAAUUUCCAAAUCGUUCCCUGCACCGUGGACAAAAGCGGCCAAGUCACCGUUGCCUUCAUCGCUUCCUAUUUUAAUGCUUCGAGUGUCAACUACGAUUUCCUGUUCUUCACCUACCAAGAUUCUGCGAUCAAGUUGAAAAAGUCAACUGAUACCUUCACACUGAAUGAGGAAGUUUACGCACAAGUUCGUCAAGCAAUUGUUGAUAAGCUCGGCGCAAGAGUUAAAAAAUUUGUGAAAGAUUUGGAUGCUUGA
Paramuricea clavata is the source of this 744-nucleotide messenger RNA. Lineage: Eukaryota; Metazoa; Cnidaria; Anthozoa; Malacalcyonacea; Plexauridae. The record is from the annotation of a GenBank genome assembly.